AUGCGCUACCGGGCCCACCGACGGAACGACUUUGCACCGCUGAAUCGUUCGCAAUCAGAUUCGGCUCAAGAUGGUGGUACUGCCUCUCCAAGACGGGCGAACAGCAAGGACGUGGAAGACACUACGGUGGCUUCGCUGGCGAGAGCUGCCAGCCACAGCAAGGAAUCCAAACAAUCCCGCCUUUCGUCCUUGAGCACCAGGUCGGUCACAUCUUGGCGCGCAAUUGCGCUCUGUUGGAUCCCCAUCACCCUCGUCUACUUUACCGUUCUGCCAUUCUUCGAAAGCAAGUAUCGAAUAUUCCGGAGACACAACCGCAACGAAGUAGCCGUAUUUUAUCACUGGUCCGACGAAGAAACCAAGCCCGGAUCCAAGAAUACGACCCACGCGGAAGAUGCCUUUCACCAUCAGUUAGCACAAGUCGCGGAGGCCUCCAAUCAAUACAAAAUCCCCAUGCGCCUCUACUACAGUACCUAUACCUCCACUGCGACUGGGUUACCGACUACGCUACAGCAAGCCGACGUCCAAAGUAAGUGUCGACAGCUCAAUUUCAAAGGUUCGUGUUGGCACGUGGAUCGGGUAGACCGUGACGUCAACGACAAGCGACCCGUCGAUCACCUCGAUACACUCCAGAAUCUUUACGAUUUUUGUCAACAGCAUCCCGAGCAGAUUGUUGUCUACUUGCAUAAUCAAGUGCAAGUACCGCAGCUCAACACGCCCGACCAACCAUUCGAUAUCAGUGCCUUUCACGUCGACACGUACCAACGUCACUUGACGUUGGCAGCCCUUUCAUGCUUGCAAUUGCUACGCGAUGGUGGCUCGGCACAGUGCGAUACCUGCGGUUUGCAAUUUUUCACGUCCUGGACGUGGUUCUAUCCCGGUAACAUGUGGUCCGCGCACUGCUCGUACGUGCGCCGACUACUGCCGCCCCGUGCAUUCCACCAGGCCAGUAUCGUCUUGAUCCAAAAGGUUGUCUUGCUGCGAUUCCGGCGCCAAAUCCUGACGAAUUCGUUCCGUGAUGGCGUCACACUGGAGCAGUGGGGAUUGGAUUCUCACGCCGCCGGACACUGGCUCGGCUCACACCCCAUUUUGAAACCGUGUGACGUGUCCGUAUCGGGAGACGUAUGGAACUGGGCACAAAAGGAGGUUCACAAGGACUUUCGCGAUUUUGUCGUGUCCCUUACCCCUCGACACCACCAGGCACCGUGGAAUCACGAUGCACAGGCGGUCGCGAAAAUCAACUCCGACAAACCGAUUCGAUUGCGCGAGUACUUCAAUCACAUGGCUGGACUGCUGACCAAAUGGAGUGUUUGGUAUCCCAGCGAAGUACCACCACAAUCUUCCUGGGUUUGGGAUUGGUUCGAAGACGGGGAAUUUUGGAAACAAGCCGUAGCCAUCUACGGGACGAAUGCGGCCGAAAGGGUUACCCUUGGCAACGUAGAAACGACUCAUAACAACGGCCACUCCGUGGUAUCCAAAGGAUCGAGUACGCUAGGAAGUGCAUGGACAUCGUUUGCAACCAAACAAAGGCCGUCCUCUUUGAAAAGGACAGUCGCCGACAAUACGGAUCUCGGAGGCACUGGCUUUCCUUGGAUCCCGCCGUCCAGGGAUCCCAACGCCAAACCUGUCAUUUUUUACAAUAUAUGGCUUCCGAAAGAACAACAAAUAGCGGCUGUGAAUCGAGUAAGAAAGCAGUUGGGGAUCAUUGAAAGCAAUUUUGAGGGUCAGAGACCUGUUGUGUACUACAAUCAUCUCGGAGACGGCCACUUCAAUGCUCACGAACUUUGCAGUGAAUACAACAGCGAGUGCAUUCGUUUGAACGAAUAUCUUCCCAACCAUCAAGGAGAGCUGUUCAUUAGCAUGCAGACCUAUUGCCAACUGUACCCGCACGCCAAAGUCUCGUACAUUUCAAAUACCGUGGAUCCCAUCAAGGGAAACUUUACAUACAACAAUGCGGAAAUGCUUUGGCGGCACGCAACCAAGGCUGCCACCAGCGACAAAUGCAAGCUUGAACCUGGAACUUGCAAUGUUUGUGGCUUGUCCUUUUACGCGCUCCCUUACUUUUUCUUUCUCGGACACAUGUGGACAGCGCAAUGUAGCUACGUGAAUGAUCUGAUAUCACCUCGCGAAUUUGAAAAGCGGCAGACGGAUACAGCGAGCAAUGCAAUGGUCGAAUCGAUUCGCAAACGUUUUACGACUUCGCUGUUUCCGCAAAUGAACAAGGCUUAUCUUGGCGUUGACGAAUUCGCGAUGGAACACUGGAUCGGCAGCCAUCCAGAUGUUCGGCCCUGUGAUCUUACCGGACAAGAAGCUGAUUAUUGGACUCGUGAAGAACGUGCUCCGACGCAGUUUUCUUGGGCAACAGCGCCUCGGCAAGCUUAUGUGCCAAAUUUGGACUAUCCGUGGCGGGCGGAUUGGGCAGUGGAGCUGCGCAACAACUCCAAGUACUUGAGGCUUGAAUACUACUUUAUGACUGGUCUCUUCUAUCGUUGGCGUGAACUGUAUCAGCGAUUCCCUUCGUCAGAUUCUUGGGUGUACAUGUGGUUUCCAGAGGGUCCGAUUUUUGAAGAGGCGGUUCGGAAUUAUGGCGUGAAGUCCGCUUUGGAAGAGGUCACGAAAGAAUUUCUUCCCUAGUCCCUUCCGCUAGAAAAGCACAUGGUUCGUUUGAAUCUUGUAAGGCAUUCAUGCUAGUAAAGGCUGGACAGAUAUUCUUGUUCACAGAUCGGAAAUAUGAAAGAGAUGGUAGUCAUGGUUCACAGAAGUAGUGUAGUUUUGCAAAUGUCGGUUCAAUAGUCGAAAGUAAGGUCAGAGUUAGGACAAUUUUUAACCCU
Messenger RNA from Phaeodactylum tricornutum CCAP 1055/1, 2828 nucleotides. RefSeq lists its product with no specific name. Lineage: Eukaryota; Bacillariophyta; Bacillariophyceae; Surirellales; Neidiaceae. The transcript has a single exon. The record is from RefSeq and is a predicted model, not a curated record. The coding region runs from base 1 to 2631 and encodes 876 amino acids.